GAGGGGGUGGGAAUUCCCGACGCGAGGCCGGAACCGAGCGACAGCAAUGGAGUGAGACCCUCGGGAGGUCCAAGAGUCACCGAGUUAUCACAGCCACCAUGGGGCCCUGGGGGGAGCCAGAGCUCCUGGUGUGGCGCCCAGAAGCAGUGGCAUCGGAGCCCUCGGUGCCAGUAGGGCUGGAGGUGAAGCUGGGGGCCCUGGUGCUGCUGCUGCUGCUGACACUCAUCUGCAGCCUGGUACCUGUCUGUGUGCUUCGAAGGUCAGGUGCUAACCAUGAAGCUUCAGCCUCGGGCCAGAAAGCCCUGAGCCUCGUCAGCUGCUUUGCAGGAGGAGUCUUUUUGGCUACAUGUCUUCUGGACCUGCUGCCUGACUACCUGGCUGCCAUAGAUGAGGCCUUGGAGGCCCUGCAUGUGACGCUUCAGUUCCCCUUGCAAGAGUUCAUCUUGGCCAUGGGUUUCUUCCUUGUCCUGGUGAUGGAGCAGAUCACGCUGGCUUACAAGGAGCAGUCCAGUCCACCCCAUCCGGAAGAGACAAGGGCUCUACUGGGCACAGUGAAUGGUGGGCCUCAACAUUGGCAUGAUGGACCAGGGAUCCCCCAGGCCGGCGGAACUCCAGCAGCUCCCUCAGCCCUGCGUGCUUGUGUCCUGGUCUUCUCCUUAGCCUUGCACUCAGUAUUUGAGGGCCUGGCUGUAGGGUUGCAGCGAGACAGGGCUCGGGCAAUGGAGCUGUGCCUAGCUCUGCUGCUUCACAAGGGUAUUCUGGCAGUCAGCCUGUCCCUGCGGCUGCUCCAGAGCCACCUACGUGUGCAGGUGGUGGCUGGCUGCGGGAUCCUCUUCUCAUGUAUGACACCUCUGGGCAUCGGGUUGGGUGCAGCUCUGGCAGAGUCAGCUGGGCCUCUGCACCAGCUGGCCCAAUCUGUUCUAGAGGGCAUGGCAGCUGGCACCUUCCUCUAUAUCACCUUCCUGGAAAUUCUACCCCAGGAACUGGCCACUUCUGAGCAGAGGAUCCUCAAGGUCAUUCUGCUCCUAGCAGGCUUUGCGCUGCUCACUGGCCUUCUCUUUGUCCAAAUCUAAGGUGCUUCAAGAGAAAAGGCAGGGGAGGUUGGCUAUCAGGUGCCCCGUCCUCCCUACCUACCCUUCUCAAUUGGUGGGAAAUAGAAAGAAGUGGAGAAGGGAAGUAGUGAGGACCAAAGAGUUCUCUGAGUGAUAGGGAUGGGACAUUUGGACUAUGAAUAAUGAGGUGGAAGUGGGCAGAGAAGAGGCUAGCCCCAGACCCAAAGAAUAAGAGAUAGCGAAGUUACUACAGAUGUGGUCAGGGGCAUUAGAAGGAGGCAGACUGCUACAGUCAGAGGCCAGGCAGUACAUCUCAGAGACAAGCUGACAGAAGAACUGAGAGUUAGGCAUCCAGCCUCUUUGCGAUAAAGAUACAGAGGCUGUAAGUCAAAGCCAGUAUCCUGUUGGUUCUAGCCCAUCUCACCACUCUGCUGGCUGAAAUGGUUCCUCCUCCUUUCUUCCCUCCUACUCUUAUAUUUCUCUCUUGUCUUCCACUAAGGGACUAGUGCCAAAUGGUCUCUCUGCCAGUUUUCAUAAUUUAUCUGGCCUCUCCUGGCCUCACCUUUUUGGGUUUCUCUGUGUAGCCUUGGCUGUCCUGGAACUCACUCUUGUAAACCAGGCUGGGCUUGAGUUUACAGAGCUCCACCUGCCUCUGCCUCCCUAAUGCUGGGACUAAAGGGGUGCCAUGCCACCACUGCCUAGCUCACUAGUCUGUUGUUAAAGUGCCAAAUACCCACCCACCCCCCCAUUAGGGUUUUUGUUUGCUUUUUUUUUUUUUUUGGACAGGGUUUCUCUGUAUAACCCUGGUUGUCCUGGCAUCAAAUUCAGAGCUCAGUCUGCCUCUGCCUCCUGAGCACUGGGAUUAAAGGUGUGCAGCACAUGUAUUGCUCACCUGCCCCCUUUCUGAAAGCACAGUGCUGAGGUGCUGGGGCCUGCCCAGCACCUCAGUGGAGAUCUAUUUGCUCUUUUAUUUAGGCCCCAUAAUUUGGGGUUGGGAAGAAAUGUUUGCUGAACUGGUCUGGAGUGAGAGAAAAGUAGGUACUGACACCAGACACUACAGAAAGUGAACAUGGUGGUCCAUACCUAGAAAAAAAACAAUAACCUGCCAAAACUUUAUAUCUGAGGAGUCCGGGGUGGAGGGAGACAGACUCCCUCCUCCAGGAUUAUUUUUGGGGAGGGAGGGCUGUGCAUAGGUCUGUACUCUGUAGAAUCUAUUUUACUAACUGACCUGUUUUGGGAUAUGUUACCCAAAUAAAAGAUGUUUCUAUACA
Molecule: messenger RNA, 2323 nt
Organism: Mus caroli (Ryukyu mouse)
Lineage: Eukaryota; Metazoa; Chordata; Mammalia; Rodentia; Muridae
Gene: Slc39a1
Product: solute carrier family 39 member 1
Biological process (GO): zinc ion transmembrane transport
Cellular component (GO): plasma membrane
Molecular function (GO): zinc ion transmembrane transporter activity
Source: RefSeq, a predicted model, not a curated record